Messenger RNA from Polypterus senegalus (gray bichir), 2321 nucleotides. RefSeq lists its product as uncharacterized. Lineage: Eukaryota; Metazoa; Chordata; Cladistia; Polypteriformes; Polypteridae. The record is from RefSeq and is a predicted model, not a curated record. The transcript is spliced from 4 exons. The coding region runs from base 101 to 808 and encodes 235 amino acids.
UCAUGACUCUGACGUCAUCGAAGCGUUUGACUAGGUAACAAUUGCCCUGAAGCGGCCCGGUGAUUUUUUGGGGAGCUUCCUUUUAUGAUUGCUUUAAAACAUGUCUUGCCUCAUUAGCUGUUGCUCGUGUGUGCGUACUGGGGACGCCGACAACCCAUCCGAAGAGCAAGCUGAGAAGCAGGGCUUAAUGCAAGCCAAAUCUGCAAGAAAAGUAUAUCGAUCCACACAAGAUGUGGCCUAUAAAAGUGGUAAAAUAUUUCUUCGGCACGUGGGAGUAUUAGAGCUUGAUAGACGAUUCAUGGAUAUUGCUGACACCUUUAAUAAGCAGCAAGAGCAUCAUCAGUGCCUGACUGAAAAAUUAAGACUGCUAAAAGAAUGUUAUAAAUGUUCGCCUGCAAGUUCCUUUAGUGAAUGUUUCCAUAAAAUACGAGAACAACACAGUGCUUUCUCCAUUGAUGUUCAAAUGAGUGGUUAUGAUUUUUCAGCCACUGUACAGCCAGAAAAUGCUCCUGCCGAGCUGAAAGCGGUGCAGGAGCACGUAAAAUGUUUGUCUCAAAAUUCAAAAUCAAUCAUGGCUGCUGGCCCAAAGCUUCAAGAGAUGAUCAGCUCGAUGCUUCAGAAUGAGCAUCAGAUCACAGAGAUGGUGCAGAAGGCAAACCAGGCAUAUCAGGAGCAGCUACGUUAUGAAGCCAAUCUACAGGACAAUUUUCAGGAAAUUCACAGAGCAAGAGAGCUUUCUAGUGAAUACAGAGAGGAUGCCAGCAGUUUACUCACUGAGGUUGCCUUGCUUGCUAGAGUAUCACUUUAAUAUUGCAGUUCGAUUUGGGGAAAAAAAUAGAACACAUACCUUUUUUUUUGUUCAUUCAAGGAAUGAAUUGAUUUAGAAAAUGCUAAAAUUAUUCCUCAAAAUCCUAGAAUGCUUGCUAAUGCCAAUAUUAGCUGAAAAAGCUUGAGUCUCUACUAAUGUGCAGAAAUUAAAUAUGUUUACUAUAUAGGGAUUCUAAUUAGACAGUUUCAUGCUUCAAGAAAAUGAAAUCUAAAUGAUACCUCUGACUUCUAACAUGCAGAUGUUUCUCAUUUCAAACGGCAUCCAGGUUUUGUAAGUAUUGCAAGACAGAAUUUGUCAGGACAUUUUGUAGUUUUAAACAGUGUACAGCACAAAAAGUAAAUAAGCCUUAAGAUCAUGUCAUGUUUUGUAUGUUGGUAGCAACAUAUAUGCUGUAUUUUAUUAACAGAUUUUCCCAACAUAUUUUAAUCAGUUUGUAUUAAUGUUUGAACAUCUAAGAUAAUAAAACAUACUGUAGGAAAGCUAAGAGAAGAUGUCAAUGAUCGUCUGUCAUAGAUAAACCGUUCUUCUCUCUCUUCUUUCUCACUUCUUUUCCACAAUGUGUAUGGAUUUUCCUAACAUUAUGAAAUGCAAUUGUAAAUAUAAAGAUAUGUAAAGUCUGCAGAUUUUAUUUUAUCAAGUAUUUCUUGUUGUGCUGUCUAAUUAAUACCCUUAUUAGAACUUUGGUGCUUGUUAACAAUUCUGAUUGUCCUGCUCAUCAAAUCAAACCAAAAUUAGGAAACUGUUUUAAUAUACAGUAAACAUUGUAGAAAAUGCCAUAGACUGGCAGGCUUAGUUUUUAUUUUUGUACUUAUGUGGGAGGUAAAAGGCAGCCUGGUGAGAUGUACCAUGGUUGACUUAAUAAAUGUAAAUGUGAAUGCAUGCCUCCAGCAGGAGCAAACUCCAACAAAUCAGUCACUUUCUAUUAAAGUAUACCACAGGCUAAUGUCCUUGGCUUUUAAAUAUAGUAUAUUUUCUUUGUGGCAGAAAUCCCUUUCAGGAAGAAGAUGACUAGCCCCAGAAUACUUGGAAAUGUAGCUUAAAUCACGUUGGUGCCACCUUGUAUGUAACAUACUAUUACAAUGUGUCUGUCAGCACCAAGUUUUUCCUAUUUAAUGGCCUUAAUAGGAAGUGACAGAUGAAGUUCAGUGACUGCUGUCAGACCAGUAACCCCAACUAAGUGCUAGACAGGGAAAUCACAGCUCAUCUGUUGUGAAGGUGACAUACUGUAUGCAUUUGUUAACUGAAACAACAAAGAAUUUUGGACUGUUUUUUGGGAAGUGUCAAAAGAGUAAGGUAAUAUGUGUGGAACUGGUUUCAAAGUGCAAAUAUCUGCCAGCACUGUUGUGCAGUAGAAGCAUUUUUGUCUUGUAUGUGGUCUGUUCACUGUUUUAUGUUAAGUCAUUUCUUUCUUUUGCUAACAAGUCUUUAGCAGCUUCCACUUCUUUGAUAUGCAAAUUUAAUAUAAAGAUUAAAAUGUGAGCUGUGCAUCAAA